CGGGACUUCACCUCUUCCGGCCCAAAGCCCCAGCGCCGCCGAAACCCCUCGCCCCCCCUCCCCUUCCCUUGCACCGGAGCACACCUCGAAGCCCCUCUACUACACUGCACUGGGCGUGGAGUCGAGAUCCGCCCCGCCGCGAUUCCGUCGGCUGGUGAAGAAGCCCUAGCUUGUUUAUACUCUUCUCUGUCUUGCCCUGGUCUUUUCCUCGCUGUGCGUACCUCACAAGGUGAAAGAUGGGUAUCCUCGAGAGGAUCAAGGAGAUUGAGGCCGAGAUGGCUCGGACGCAGAAGAACAAAGCAACAGAAUAUCAUCUUGGACAACUGAAGGCAAAAAUUGCAAAGCUGAGGACACAGUUAUUGGAGCCUCCAAAGGGUGCCAGUGCCGGAGGAGAUGGUUUUGAGGUCACAAAGUUCGGGCACGGUCGUGUUGCGCUUAUAGGGUUUCCCAGUGUUGGAAAGUCAACACUUUUAACUAUGCUGACCGGGACACAUUCUGAAGCUGCAUCGUAUGAGUUCACAACCCUCACUUGCAUUCCUGGUAUUAUCCAUUACAAUGACACCAAAAUCCAGCUUCUUGAUCUUCCCGGUAUCAUUGAAGGAGCCUCUGAAGGAAAGGGGCGUGGUAGGCAGGUUAUCGCCGUCGCCAAGUCAUCAGAUCUCGUGCUUAUGGUUCUUGACGCCUCAAAAAGUGAAGGGCAUCGCCAAAUAUUAACUAGAGAACUGGAAGCUGUUGGCCUCCGUCUGAACAAAAGGCCUCCUCAGAUAUACUUCAAGAGGAAGAAGACUGGCGGGAUUUCUUUCAACAGCACAGCACCUUUAACUCAUAUUGAUGAGAAGCUCUGCUAUCAGAUACUGCAUGAGUACAAAAUUCAUAAUGCAGAGGUAUUAUUCCGUGAGGAUUCUACUGUGGAUGAUCUGAUUGAUGUCAUUGAAGGAAAUCGGAAGUACAUCAAGUGUGUUUAUGUAUAUAAUAAGAUCGAUGUUGUCGGUAUUGAUGAUGUGGAUAAUCUUGCUCGGCAACCAAAUUCACUUGUUAUCAGCUGCAAUUUGCAGUUGAACUUGGACAGGCUGUUAGCAAGAAUGUGGGAGGAAAUGGGUCUGGUGAGAGUGUAUACAAAGCCGCAGGGUCAGCAGCCUGAUUUCGGAGAUCCAGUGGUUCUUUCUACUGAUAGGGGUGGUUGCACAGUUGAAGAUUUUUGCAAUCACAUCCAUAGGAGCUUACUCAAGGAUGUGAAAUAUGUGCUUGUGUGGGGAACGAGUGCUCGGCACUAUCCACAGCAUUGUGGUCUUGGCCAUGGUCUUGAAGAUGAGGAUGUGGUCCAGAUAGUAAAGAAGAAGGAAAAAGAGGAGGGCGGACGAGGCCGUUUCAAGUCACACACCAAUGCACCUGACCGCAUCUCCGACAGGGUCAAGAAAGCUCCUCUCAAGACAUGAUCCCGUCGCCCCGGCGAUCGCUGUGGGCUGGAUUUGUUCCGGAUGGACCUACGGAUCUGAUGAUGUGCCGGAUGCUACAUUGCACAGCCCCAUUUUGUGCCACAAGGGCCACCAUAUUUGAGUACUCACCUAGCCAUCAAGUCUGGCAUGGCAUCCAUCUCUGCACAAUCAUAUGAGAAAUGUUGCUUUUAUCCAGAUAGUGUAUGUGCUCUCGUGCCGUAUAAGAUGAGUCAGGCUUGUGUUGCAUACGAGUGUUUUUGGCAGGAAACUUUGCAACCGAGUUAGCUACAGAUGUUACCUGUUGUUAUCGUACUGUGUUUGGAACGCAUUAAUUAAUUACUGAGUUUUGCUACAAA
Messenger RNA from Hordeum vulgare subsp. vulgare (domesticated barley), 1792 nucleotides. Its product is annotated as developmentally-regulated G-protein 2. NCBI's taxonomy places the organism in Eukaryota, Viridiplantae, Streptophyta, Magnoliopsida, Poales, Poaceae. Gene Ontology annotation, biological process: cytoplasmic translation. The transcript has 12 exons. Gene Ontology annotation, molecular function: GTPase activity; GTP binding. The record is from RefSeq and is a predicted model, not a curated record. The coding region runs from base 237 to 1436 and encodes 399 amino acids. Gene Ontology annotation, cellular component: cytoplasm.